AUGUCAGACACUGUACCUAUUCCGGAACCCCCUGGGUUGCCAUUUCUUGGCAACGUCAGUGAAAUCAAUCCCGAUUUUCCCUUGGGUUCUAUGCUUUCGCUUGCUGACCAGUAUGGUGAAAUCUACCGCCUGCGUUUCCCCGGGCAGUCAGCGGUUUUUGUCUCGACGCGCGCUCUUGUCAACGAGACAUGUGACGAGAAGCGGUUCAAGAAGUCAGUGAGACAGGCGUUGGAAAAAAUCAGAGAUGGUGUACACGAUGGUCUUUUCACGGCAAGAAUGGGUGAAGAGAACUGGGGUAUCGCCCACCGCGUGCUUAUGCCCGCCUUUGGACCCCUUUCAAUUCGCGGCAUGUUCAAUGAAAUGCACGAUAUUGCCAGCCAGCAGGCUUUAAAAUGGGCGCGCUACGGACCGGAAGCGUAUAUAACGGUGACCGACGACUUCACACGACUGACCCUUGAUACGCUGGCGCUUUGCUCUAUGGGCUACCGUUUCAACAGCUACUACUCACCCACACUGCACCCCUUUAUUGAGGCCAUGGGAGACUUUUUGACAGAGGCCGGCAACUUCCCGCGUCGUCUGCCGUUGCCUGCUGCAUUCUUCCGCGGAAAAGAUAAGAAAUUCGCCAACGACAUAAACAUCCUCAGAAGCACUGCGAGAGAGGUUCUAGAAUCGCGAAAGGCCAACAAGAGCGACCGCCGCGACCUUCUCACUGCCAUGUUGGAAGGAGUUGAUCCAGUGACAGACAAAAAGAUGACGGACGAGAGUAUCAUGGACAACCUCAUCACAUUCUUGAUCGCUGGACACGAAACGACAUCAGGGAUGAUGUCUUUUGCCUUCUAUCAGCUUCUCAAGAACCCUGAGGCAUUCCAAAGAGCCCAAAAAGAGGUUGAUGAGGUCGUUGGAAAGGGUCAGAUUAAGGUCGACCAUCUCUCCAACCUCCCCUAUAUCAAUGGGGUCCUUCGCGAAACCCUGCGUUUAACUGCAACAAUACCAGUCUUUGCUGUUGAGCCCUUUGAGGAUACCAUACUUGCAGGAAAAUACGCGGUAAAGGCUGGCGAAGUUGUUAUUAACCUGCUCGCUAGGUCUCAGCUAGAUCCUACAGUGUUUGGUGAGGACGCUAACGAUUUCAAGCCGGAGCGUAUGAUGGAUGAGAACUUUAACCGCCUCAAUAAGGAGUUUCCUAAUUGCUGGAAGCCGUUUGGCAACGGCAUAAGAGGCUGUAUAGGCCGCGCCUUUGCCUGGCAAGAAGCCCUUCUGGUGAUGGUCAUACUUCUCCAGAACUUCAAUUUUGUGUUGGACCCCAACUACACGCUUGAUAUCAAGCAGACUCUCACCAUCAAGCCCAAAAAUAUGCGCAUGCGCGCUAUCCUUAGAGACGGGCUAACACCAACGAUUCUUGAGCACCGCCUGGCUGGCCUUGCUCUGCCUGAAAAGAGCAACAAGGCUAAUUCUGCCGUUGAAUCAAGCGAGGAUGGCGUGCCGUUAACGAUUCUUUAUGGAUCCAAUAGCGGAACUUGCGAGUCCCUGGCGCAGCGGCUCGCUUCAGCUGCUUCGUUCCAUGGCUUCAAGCCAGUUAAGGUCGACUGCCUGGACAGUGCUAAAGGUAAUCUGCCUACCAACCAACCAGUCGUUAUCAUUACUGCUUCCUACGAGGGGCUACCGCCCGACAACGCCGGGCAUUUUGUUGCUUGGCUGAAGGGUCAAGAUAAGUCUAAGACUCCGCUUAAGGACGUUUCUUACGCCGUUUUUGGCUGCGGCCAUAAGGACUGGGUGCAAACUUUUCACCGCGUUCCUAUGCUGGUUGAUACCACCCUUGGGGAACUUGGUGCAACACGCAUUACAGAGAUGGGUCUCACAGAUGUCUCGUCGGGCGAGGUGUUUACCAAAUUUGAGUCGUGGGAAGACGACCUACUCUGGCCUGCGUUGAUGAGCAGGUACAAAACUAUGACCACUAAGAAGCCGUCAGGCGUCGAGGUAGUUGUCAGCAACCCCAGAAUGUCUACUCUCCGCCAGGAUCUCAAGCAGGCUUCUGUUGUUCAUACUGAGGUCCUCACCAAGGGUGGCGAUCCCACCAGCAUCAAGAAGCACAUUGAGAUCAAGAUUCCUGAAGGCAUGACCUACACCGCAGGGGACUACCUUGCAGUCCUGCCAAUUAACCCUACGGAGAAUGUUCACCGCGCCAUGCGCCGCUUGCACCUAGCCCGCGAUGCCCACCUCACGAUCAAAACCGAAGGGCCUACGGCUCUCCCAAUAGAUAGCUCGCUCCCCGCUAAUGACAUCCUACGCUCGUAUGUUGAGCUUUCGCAGCCGGCGACGAAGAGGCACCUCCUGUCUAUCGCAGAGUAUGCCACAGACGAAGAAAUCAAGACCGCCCUAGUUCGGCUCGCUGGUGAGGCUUAUGCCGAUGAGAUCAAUGAUAAGCGCGUCUCUGUUCUUGAUUUGCUUGAGCGCUACUCCGCCGUUGACCUACCGGUCGGGGUCUUUCUUUCAAUGAUGCCGCCGAUGCGCGUGAGACAAUAUUCGAUUUCCUCGUCACCAUUGGCUCAGCCCAACAUCGUUACCCUUACUUUUUCCGUACUCAAUGAACCCUCCCUCUCAGGUCAAGGCCACUAUAUCGGCGUUGCGUCAUCCUACCUUCACUCUCUAGUACAAGGCGACACCCUCCACGUAGCUAUCCGGCCAUCCCACGCUGCUUUUAGCCUCCCAACCGAUCCCAAAAGAACUCCCAUCAUCUGUGUUGCUGCCGGCACAGGUGUAGCCCCCUUUCGUGGAUUCAUCCAGGAGCGCGCUACCAUGAUCGCUGCAGGCCGUACCCUUGCGCCCGCACUCCUUUUCUAUGGCUGUCAGUCGCCCGAGCAUGACGACCUACACCGCAGCGAAUUCGAUGAGUGGGAGGCUCAGCGUGCCGUCUCAGUGCGCCGCGUCUUCAGCCGUGACGCAGGCAAGAGCGAGGGUUGCAAGUAUGUGCAAGAUCGCCUGUGGAGGGAUCGUGAGGAGUUCAUCGGCCUGUGGAAGCAAGGGGCCAAAGCCUACGUCUGUGGCUCUCGUGGCGUGGCCGAGUCAAUCAAGGAGACAAUGAUCAAACUCAAGGUUGAGAUGGAUAGAUCUGCUGGAGAGGAGACGGAUUCGAACAGUCUCAAGGAAUGGUUUGAGGCUCUGAGAAACAUUCGUUACGUUACAGAUGUUUUCGACUAG
Messenger RNA from Colletotrichum spaethianum, 3195 nucleotides. Its product is annotated as bifunctional cytochrome P450/NADPH--P450 reductase. Bases 1 to 3195 code for a protein of 1064 amino acids. The transcript is spliced from 6 exons. Gene Ontology annotation, molecular function: iron ion binding; FMN binding; NADPH-hemoprotein reductase activity. Lineage: Eukaryota; Fungi; Ascomycota; Sordariomycetes; Glomerellales; Glomerellaceae. Gene Ontology annotation, cellular component: cytosol. The record is from RefSeq and is a predicted model, not a curated record.